This is a messenger RNA of Salvia splendens (bonfire salvia), 1044 nucleotides long. RefSeq lists its product as uncharacterized. The transcript has 2 exons. The coding region runs from base 1 to 1044 and encodes 347 amino acids. Lineage: Eukaryota; Viridiplantae; Streptophyta; Magnoliopsida; Lamiales; Lamiaceae. The record is from RefSeq and is a predicted model, not a curated record.
AUGCCCCCUGUCAGCAAGUUUAUUAAAGACUACCUGGCAGGGAAAGUCAAUGAGGAGGGUAGAAUGAUUGCAGAUGAAACUGUCUCUGCCGUGAUCCAACGGAAUGACCUCCCUUCAAAGAAGACCGACCCAGGAAUGUUCACGAUCCCAAUUUCAAUCGGAGACGUCCAGGUGGAGCACGCCAUGUGCGACCUGGGGGCAUCUAUCAAUGUUCUGCCAUACUCCAUCUAUCAACGGCUGGGAAAGGCAAAGCUAGUCGACACGAAUAUAAUGAUACAGCUGGCCGACAGAUCAUGUAUUCACCCGGAAGGAACUUUGGAAGAUGUUAUUGUUAAGGUAAAUAACUUUCUGUACCCAGCUGUUUUCUUCGUAAUCAAGAUGACGGAGCCCGCAACAAAGGAGUCAAGUGGAGUCCUACUAGGACGACCGUUCUUGUCCACAGCCAGCACUAUCAUAGACGUACGGAAUGGAACGAUCAGCCUAGAUUUCAAAGGAGAACAGUACACGUUCAAUAUUGAUGAGGCCAUGAAAAGGCCAGCCGACGGAGAGAACGUGUACUCCAUCGAUGUGACUGAGCCCUUGGUACAGGAGUAUUUGGAGGAAGAAUUUUUAAAAAGGCAGUUCACUGACUCCGCCGCAGAUAAGGAAGUCGAAAAGGAAGUGGAAGAAUGGUUUGAGACCAUGAAGGUCGGAGAAAUGGACGACCAAGUCGUCGCAAGUGCAAUAAAUGAUUUUUGCGAGCGCCCAAAGCCAGCUGGGUCAAGUGGGACAGCUCAAGUAUCUAGCCCAGCGAAGCGGCAUGAUCAAGGCGAGCUACAGGAAAGAGACACAGCAGAAAACCCUCUGCCCAAUGAAGAACCAAAACCUGCAAAAGAGUUAAAACCCCUUCCCGCACAUCUAAAGUACGCCUACCUGGGUGAAGAUGAAACCAAGCCUGUCAUCAUCAACAAUCAAUUAACCCAGGGGCAGGAAGACAAAUUGCUGGAAGUAUUAAGAAGGAAUCAGAGGGCCAUCGGCUGGAAGCUGACAGAUUUGGGCACUUAG